Messenger RNA from Adineta ricciae, 960 nucleotides. The record is from the annotation of a GenBank genome assembly. Lineage: Eukaryota; Metazoa; Rotifera; Eurotatoria; Adinetida; Adinetidae.
AUGGAAUUAUCAAAUGAAGAAAAUCUAUCCGAUAUAGAAGAUAUGAUUCGAAAUAUAUCUCAACUACCACGUUUAUUAACGAUAAAACCUUAUGUCGUAUAUUUUAUUCAUCGAGACGCAUCUCCAUCCAUGUUACAUGAAAUAAUUACAGAAGCGAAACAAACAGAAAGAUUUACAAUUGUGCCCAAAUACAAAUCAACUGAAUAUGAUACAAUGUCCAUGCAUAUUGAACUUAUCCAACAAACAGCAACAAUUCUCGUUUCAAUUGAUUAUUCACAUGAGAAAGACAAGAGAACACUACUUUAUGAUACACUUUGCCAGUUUUUCUCCAUUAUCUUUCAUUCAUCCAAUUUAGUUCAGACAUGGGGCGGUAAUCUGAUGCAUAAAUUAAAACCAUUUCUAUCACAUGAACUGUUUACAAUCAAUCAGAUAAACCAAUGUCGAUUAAGUGACAUUCAACAAGAAUUCAAAAUAUGGUAUAAUCAAACAUUUAUCCAUCAAAUAUGUUGUUACCAUUAUCUUCAAUAUGAUGAUAUUGAUGGACCAUUUUGUUCAUGUAUUUAUCGACCGUACAAAUCUGUUUCAGCUCAAUGGUCAUUAUUAAAAGCAGUUGCUUACACAUUUAAUGAGUAUUUAUAUGAUCAUACCUAUGAUAUUACUAAAUGUUUAGCUAUUACUAAACUAGCUGAUGUUAUUGAGCAACAAUGGACUAUUCAACAAGUAGAAGAAUAUAAAAUGAAAUAUCACAUCGCUCAAAAGAGAGCUAUUACCGAUAAAGGGAACGAAACAAAAGAAAAUCGACAAAAAGUUCCCGAGAAUGUAGUUAAAAAACAAAAGAUCAUUCACACAAAUACAACAACACAAACAACAACUAAAAUAGUUCUAGUUCCUGAUCCAAAGGCACCAUCACUAAAUGGAAUUGGAACCGGGCCAAAUUCAUACAAACAGAUUAUUCGAUAA